Larimichthys crocea (large yellow croaker) is the source of this 1466-nucleotide messenger RNA. It is a transcript of the gene psmd13, whose product is annotated as proteasome 26S subunit, non-ATPase 13. Gene Ontology annotation, biological process: ubiquitin-dependent protein catabolic process. The record is from RefSeq and is a predicted model, not a curated record. Lineage: Eukaryota; Metazoa; Chordata; Actinopteri; Sciaenidae. The transcript has 13 exons. Gene Ontology annotation, cellular component: proteasome regulatory particle, lid subcomplex; cytosol; nucleus. Gene Ontology annotation, molecular function: structural molecule activity. Bases 107 to 1243 code for a protein of 378 amino acids.
CAUUGCGCGGCGCCAGCAGCGGCUCAAACACGGCUCGGCUGCCUGACGUUAGCUGGUCCGGUCCCGGUGCUGCUGCUGCGAUUAAACGGUAACUUCGACCGCCACGAUGAAAGAUGUCACCGGGUACCUCAAACAACAGCAGAGCAACAGCUCCACGCCGGAGAUGGCGGCGGAGUGGCACACGCUGGAGGAGUUUUACAACAAACGGUUGUGGCAUCAGUUGACUCUGAAGCUGACAGACUUUGUUAAAGAUCCGUGCUUCAAAACAGGAGAUGGCCUCAUACAGCUUUACGACAAUUUCCUCAGUGACUUCGAACACAGAAUCAACCCGUUGUCCCUCAUGGAGAUUAUACUGUAUGUUGCCAGACAGAUGCAAGAUCCAAAGGAUGCCAUCACUUUCCUCGAGAAGACCAAGGAAAAGGUGAAAAGCAGCGACGAAGCAGUCAUCCUCUGCAAGACGUCUAUCGGCAGACUCAAACUGGAGAUCAGCGAUCUUCCUGCCACAAAGAAAAUUAUCGAAGAUGUCGAGGAAAUGUUGAAUAACUUGCCCGGGGUGACGUCGGUCCACGGCCGGUUUUACGACCUCUCUAGCAAAUAUUAUCGCAUCAUCGGGAACCACGCCUCCUACUACAAGGACGCUCUGCGCUACCUCGGAUGUGUGGACAUCAAAGACCUCCCAGAGACGGAGAAGCAGGAGAGAGCGUUCACGCUGGGACUGGCCGGACUCUUAGGAGAAGGAGUCUACAACUUCGGAGAGCUGCUGAUGCAUCCUGUGCUGGAGUCCCUGAGGAACACAGACAAACAGUGGCUCAUCGAUACGUUAUACGCCUUCAACGGAGGCAACGUGGAGAAAUUCCAGGGAUUCAAGUCCGCCUGGGGCCAACAGCCUGAUCUCGCAACACAUGAAGCCAAACUGAUGCAGAAGAUCCAGCUGCUCUGUGUGAUGGAGAUGACUUUCACUCGUCCUGCAAACCACAGACAGCUCACCUUCACCGAGAUUGCUACGAGUGCCAAAAUCCCCGUUAACGAGGUGGAGCUCCUGGUGAUGAAGGCUCUGUCCGUGGGCCUGAUCAAAGGUAACAUCGAUGAGGUGGACCAGAAGGUGCAGAUGACCUGGGUGCAGCCCAGAGUGCUCGACCUGCAGCAGAUCAAAGGUAUGAAGGAGCGUCUGGACUUCUGGUGCGGAGACGUGAAGAACAUGGCCAUGCUGGUGGAGCAGCAGGCCCACGACAUCCUCACCUAAACCUCAGAGGGUGGAACCUCUGCUUCAUCACAACCAUUUCUGUUUUGUACUGUGUUUUUUUUUUUUUUCUUUCUAUCAGAUGUGCGUUCGUGUUACUGUCACUGUUUAUUGCCAACCUGUAAAUUACACUCUGGUAUUUUACAAAUAAACAACUGGUUGUAACAUUAUUAUCCUCCAACAUUAAAUAUCGUCUAAAACAUGAAUAAAAAUGUCAUGACGCCGA